AACUAUAAUCAAUUUAUUUUUAUCAAGUAAAUGAUAUUAAUCCAAUCCAAUUCAAAUGUACGAGGGUUAAAUAUUAGUAGUAACGGACAGAAGUGUGCAGCAACACUUCCCGGCUUCAGGAGACCGUUGCAUCUUUUUCUCCGGUGACACGUAGUCCGGUCUUCUUCCGCGUGUGUAUGUACAAAAGCAUACAUUCAUCGAACGUGAACCCUAGGUGAACUUGUUGGCGGCUUCCAACAGAGUUCUCCAGCUAUGGAGGUACAGAAUCACAAUGCUGCUGAGGGACCUCUUCCCAUUGAAGUUCAUCAUGAAAGACUUAACGAGAUGAUUUCUGGAGGGUCAGAAGACCUUGAUUCUUGGACCUCACUGAUAUCAGAGAUUGAGAAAACCUACCAUGAUGAUAGAAAUACGAUUUGCUUGGCUUUUGACUCCUUUUUGUCUAAGUUUCCACUGUGCCACUGGAAUUGGAAAAAAUAUGCUUAUCACGAGGCACGACUAUGCGAUGCUGAAAAAGCUGUUGAAAUCUUUGAGCGUGCUGUGGAAUCAACACCAUUUUCUGUUGGUCUGUGGGUUGACUAUUGUACCUUUGCCGUGAGUUCUUUCGAGGAUCCAUCUGAUAUUCGUAGGUUGUUUACCAAAGGAAUCUCCCUUGUUGGGAAGGACUACUUCUGUCAUUUCUUAUGGGACAAGUACAUGUCCUUUGAGUUCUCGCAGGAGCAGUGGGGUUUCCUUGCUCUAGUUUAUGUACAGGCUCUACGCUUCCCCACAAAGAAGUUGCAUAAGUACUAUGAGAACUUUAAGAAGUUUGUAACCAAUUUAGAAGAGGGGAUUCUACAUCUCAGUGAUGACAGCCGUGAAGUACAACUAAAAGAGCUAUCAGAUGCAACAGUUGUGUUAUCGAGUGGAGAAAUUGCUCAAGUUGUUAGGGAUAUCCAGGAUCCUAGUGAUGAUUCAGUCAGGUUGAAAGCACUGUAUAAGUACAAAUAUGGUGGAAAUCAGCUAUACCAAAAAGCAUGUCAACUAGAGAACAAAAUUAGAAGUUUUGAAUCAAACAUCCAGAGGCGAUAUUUCCAGGCAACUCCUCUUGACAACAAUGAGCUGAAGAACUGGCAUGAUUAUCUCGACUUCAUUGAAAAGCAAGAUGAUUUUGAUUGGGCCCUAAAACUUUAUGAGAGGUGCUUGAUAUCCUGUGCCAACUACCCUGAGUUCUGGAUGCGUUAUGUGGAUUUCAUGGAGACUAAGGGCGGACGAGAGCUAGCAAUGUUUGCUUUAGAACGAGCAACGAAAGUUUUCUCGAAGAAUGUUCCAGAAAUCCAUCUUUUUACUGCUAGAUAUAUGGAGCAAAUUGGAGAUCCAGAUGGUGCUCGUGCUUCCUUUCCUCCUAUUAUUAUAGAUUGGGACUCCUAUUUCAUUCAAAAUGUUACUAAUCGAGCAAAUAUGGAAAAACGUCUGGGAAAUUGCUCAGCUGCUUGUGAUAUUUACGAAAGAGCAAUUAAAAUGGCAGUGGAGGAGGAGAAAUUUCAAUGCCUUCCUACGCUAUACAUUUUUUAUUAUCGUCUCAAACACAUGAUCACUGCUAGUGUGGAGGCUGCAAGAGAUGUAAUAAUUGAUGGAAUAAAGCGUAUCCCUGAUUGCAAACUUCUUUAUGAGGAACUGAUAAGAUUUGCAAUGGCGCAUGAAGGAACUAAGCAAUUGAGCAUAGUAGACUCGGUCAUAGCUAAUGCAAUCUCUCCGGUAGACGUAUCCCAAGGUUUGGAUAUAAAAGAUCGAGAGAGUAUAUCUAUAUUAUUUUUGGAGUUAGUUGAUCUUUGUGGUUCUAUCUCUGAGAUAAGAAUGGCAUGGAGUCGACACAUCAAAUUGUUUCCUCACUUCAUAAGGACCAAUGGCUCAUCGAAACACUCAGGUACUGGGAAGAGUUCAGUGAACAGCUUUACUGCACAAAGGAGAAACAUUUCCAAUGUCUUAGUUAAUCAGCCGUCAAAAGGACCAAGCUCUGGCCAUUUGAUCCAGCACUCCAAAGGAGAGGAGGCGCAUCUACUGCCGUUUAAAGAUGGUGAGCAACCAGACCAGCUUUCUGCAGAGCCGUCUUUAGCUGUAGAUAAUGACAAAGGUACGACUGAUAAACAGGGACAGCUAUCUUCCAAACUGGAAGAUCUAUCCGGUGGAGAUGGCUCUGGGAAAAAUGAGUUAUCUUUUAACCCUGUUGAUCAAUCAAAGGAUGAUACAUCGAUGUCGAUGGAACUAAGUCAUGAUCCGCGGCAGCAGAGGAGAGAAGAUUUGCCUGGACCAAUGGACUUCUCUUAUGAUUCCGUUCCUCAGUCUGGAGAUGAUGCAUCCAAGUCUCCAGGGCCAGUUCUGGACUUUAAAGAGCCCUCAAGGCCCCUUUCUGUUUCAGAAGCCUCACAAGAACAUCUAAGUUCAGAAAAUGUCCGUCAAGAUCAGGAUGUUGAACUUGAACAACUACCGACACCGGUUUCUUUGGAGAAUCUUUCCUUGGUGUCUGAGGAAAAGGAAACCCAGGGCUUUGCCUCCAUGCACUCUGAUGGUCUCGAAAGUGGUGAACAAAUUCCCUCAUCAAGCACGGGCAGACCGCAAGAUCCUCUAAAUGAUGGAGAUGGACCAGCUGGUUGUUCAUCUCCAGCAACAUGUCUGUUUUCCGCAUCAGCAGAAAUGCAUCCAGGUCCUGUUACUGCUGAAAGUUCACAGCAGGUAAAUGAUACAGUCGCAGUUCCUGAAAGUGGUAGUUCAAAGGUGCCUGCAGGAUUUGAUCAGCAACAGGAGCUACAACGAGCUGCUUCACAAGAACCGCACUUGCUUGAUUCUCAGAGUGAUCCGCAGAUCCAACAGGUCCUGGAAAAGGCUACUAUGCAGUGUCAAUCAGGUACCUCUCAGGGGAAUAUCCCAAGUACACAAUGCUGGCCAUUGAAUAAUAUGCCACAGCAGAUCUCCAUGUCUGGACACCAUCCCCAAGUGUCUUCUUCACCUGUUUCUUAUUCACAACCAAGUACACCUCAACAUAAUGUGCACAAUAGCCAGCAAAUUGGGCCCAAUCCCCAUUACGAAGCAUUGGAUCAAACAUCACAGGACAUCUCCCUAUCUGAAAACCACCCUCAAGUCUCUUCCUCACAUGUUUCUUAUUCUCAACCAAGUACACCGCAACAUUCUGGGCAGAGUAGCCAGCAAAUUGGGCCCUCACACCACCAGGAAGCAUUGAGUCAAACGUCACAACACCAUUACCAGCAGCAGCAUCUUUUGCACGGACAGUAUCAGCAGCAUCAGCUGCAACUGCAACAGCCCCACACUAGUAUGCAACAGCAACAGCCCCACACUAGUAUGCAACAGCAACAGAUGCAUCAACAUCCAAGUCAGCAGCUGUAUCAGCAGCAGCAAACACUUAUAUCGCAACAGCAACAGUAUUUCCAGCAAAUUCAUUCUUUCCCUUAUUCACAACAGCAAUUUCUCCUGAACCAGCUACAGUAUUUACCGCAGUCACAGCAGCUAUGGCAACAGCAAGCACAACAGAUGCAACCACAGGAACCCCAGCAAACACAGCAGCACUAUCUGCAGGCACAGGAGCAGCAGCUACAGCAAUACCGCCAGUCACAAGAACUUGCAUACCAGAUGCAACAACAUGGUUAUCAACUACUCUUGCACCAGUACCAAGUACGUCAACAAGGAUAUCAGAGUAUGCAGCAACAGCAACAAUGGCAACAACAGGGACAUUUCCAAUUACAGGAAGACAGUCACCUGCAGCAGCAGCAGUAUCAUCAUCUGGAGCAGCAAACAGAUGAGGAAUACAAUCAAACCCAUCAGGGCCAACGGGUUGCGGUUCAACAUUCUUCGGGAACUCCUGCUCCUGAAUCAGAAUCACCAGAAAUUUCAAGGCAACCACAUUCGACAGAAAGAUCUAAAUAUUCUGUAUCCCCUUAUAGGCGGGCCCCUGCUCAUGGAAUAUCACCUUCACAUAGUACCGGCACAUUGGCAUCAGAGGCUUCUUCAUUUUCGAGGACAAAUUCUUCCCGAGAGAAGUGAAAUUGGGGAGUUAACAGGGCCAUGGAUUGGUCAGAGGAAUUAAAGUGGGCAGAAGAUCAUGCAAAGGGGAGAAGCUCUGAAGCAGAAGUUUAUAGGACGGCACUUGCAGCAAGUAUAUACUAUGGAGGGAAAGAAAUCAAAGGGUGUUUCAACAUAAAUAUUCAGCACCAGGUCUUAUUAUAAAGCAAAUCAUUCAAGAAGUAUGUUGCAGGGGAUCAAUGAAGCCAGGCUAGCUCGGAAAUUGGAAAUGCUGAACGUUUAUCCUUAGCACUAGGGUAGUAGUAGAAGUUUGUAGUAGCAGGUAAAUAGAUGUUUGCUCAGCUCCAGCUGUCGGAACAAUAUGUUCAACAGUCUGCUUUUUUUUUUUUUUUUUCCGUAUGUACAUAACGACCAAUUGGUGAUAAAAUUCUUUAUUUACCAAAAAAAAAGAAGCACAAUUUAUUACGGGUGCUGUUUUA
Molecule: messenger RNA, 4490 nt
Organism: Nicotiana attenuata
Lineage: Eukaryota; Viridiplantae; Streptophyta; Magnoliopsida; Solanales; Solanaceae
Exons: 13
Coding region: 253-4032 (1259 amino acids)
Biological process (GO): RNA processing; mRNA 5'-splice site recognition
Cellular component (GO): U1 snRNP; commitment complex; U2-type prespliceosome
Molecular function (GO): protein binding
Source: RefSeq, a predicted model, not a curated record